Closterium sp. NIES-67 is the source of this 2609-nucleotide messenger RNA. The record is from the annotation of a GenBank genome assembly. Lineage: Eukaryota; Viridiplantae; Streptophyta; Zygnematophyceae; Desmidiales; Closteriaceae.
UCUCAUUCCACCAUUCUUUUCAUUGUUCAGGCAUUAGUACCUUUCGGAUUCAGAUUAUUCUUCAGGACACUCUCAUUCCUCUUGUCUCUGGUAUCUUUCCUUCCGUUACUCUCCUGAUCAGCCGAUUUAUUGAAAGCGGACUGCCUAGCGCCGUUUUAGUAGAUUGCGUCAAUUGAAGUAGAUUUUGAAACCCUGCGACAUUGCAAUUGCCCACGAGGUCUGGUGCCGCGGUUCUUGUCAUUCUGAAUCUAGAAGUAGGGCCACGGAAUCACAUCAGGAACAUUCAAUGAUUGCGUGCAGCUAGAUUAUUGACGAAUAGCACUGCGGAACACCCAGGCCAGACCUAGCUUGUCACACCCGAUCGCCCAGAAUGAGCAUUCGCACAACGAGUCGGUUGUUGUCUAAGGUGGUGUUGUUCGGAGGAGCGGGUGCAGCCGCUGCUCUCGCGGCGUACAUCCACUCCACCGGUCAUGCCGACCCUCCCAAAAACCUUCCCAAGCUUUCCGACGAGGUGCCUUCGAGGAAGGUUCAGAUGUCAGCUCUCGCUGGCAGCAGCUCUGCGCGGCCAUUCGACAUCCUCGUUAUAGGAGGCGGCGCUACUGGUGCCGGCGUGGCGUUAGACGCUGCUACACGCGGUCUCCACGUGGCGAUGGUGGAGCGAGACGACUUCAGCUGUGGAACAUCCUCUAGAAGCACCAAGCUCAUUCACGGCGGCGUUCGGUACCUCGAGAAGGCCUUUUCUUCGCAGGGAUCUCGCGCAGCUGCGCCUCGUGAACGAAGCCCUGGCGGAACGAGGCACUCUCAUCCGCAACGCCCCGCACCUGGUCUGGCCGUUGCCCACGCUCACGCCGUGCUACCACUGGUGGGAGGUGCCCUACUACUGGGCCGGGCUUAAAGCGUAUGAUCUUAUAGCGGGGAAGAAGGUGCUGUACAUGUCCCGGGUGGUGACUGCAGCAGAGGCAUCCGGGAUGGUUCCGACUCUUUCACACAAGACACGAGAUGGUCGCACACUGAAAGCGGAGUGCUGUACUACGACGGGCAAAUGGACGACGCUCGCCUCAACCUCGCUCUCGCCACCACGGCAGCACGUGCAGGCGCGGUUGUGCUGAACCAUGCUAGUGUGUCCGGGUUAAAGACGGAUCCGAUUGGGAGAGUGGAAGGAGCAGUGGUGACGGACGAGCUGACGGGGAAGAAGGUGGAUGUGCGGGCGAAAGUGGUGGUGAACGCAACUGGGGCAUACUGCGACAGCAUUCGCCGUAUGGCCGACCCCAACACCCCGCUAGCAGUCCUCGCUUCCUCCGGCUCCCACGUCGUUCUCCCCGACUUCUACCUGGGAGCCGCCUCUGGGAGCACCUCAGGCGCUGGGGCAGGCACAGCCAGUGGCAGCGGCGGCGGCGGUGGAAACGUGGGUCUGCUUAUACCGAAGACUGCAGAUGGAAGGGUGAUGUUCAUGCUGCCAUGGUUGGGGCGGGUGGUGGCUGGAACGACUGACUCGCCUUCAGAUGUGGUGGAUGUGCCGGUGCCGACAGAAAAGGAGGUUCAGUUUAUCGUCGACACGCUCAGCAACUACUUGGAUGUGGAGGUUCGCAAGGACGAUGUUCUGUCAGUCUGGGGCGGGCUCCGCCCUCUCCUGCGGAAAGGGCUCAAAUCAAAGACACCCACACAAGAGGAGGGUAAACCCGAGGGAGGCGAGGCUGCAGCAGGAAAGGCGGAAGCAGUUAAGACAGAGGGGGGGCAGCAGACGGAAGGGACCAAGGCAGAUACAUCGAAUGUGGUCCGUGAACAUACAGUGAUGGUGGAAGGGGCACGCUGGUUACAGUCACUGGCGGCAAGUGGACCACUUACAGGAGCAUGGCAGAGGACACAGUCAACACAGCCAUUCGGGUUGGCAACCUCACAGCACCGAUUACCACCAACCCAUCCACACCCUCAGCCUCUACAAGCAGCAGCAGCACCCUCGCCCUGCCCCCAGCGUCACAGAGCACCUGCCCCUUACAGGCGCAGCUGGCUUUUCCCCCGCCCUCUUCUCCCAGCUCGCCCAGAACGCCAAUGUGCUGCGGGUGGCUCCUGAUCGUCGGAUCCUCCCGUACCGGCUAGAUUCUGCGGUGGUGUACCACCUGGUGCGGUCUUAUGGGUCAAAUGCGAGCAAAGUGAAGGAGAUUGCGACUACUGAGCUUCUGGCAGAGCGCCUCGCCCCAGGGUUCCCAGACAUCGAGGCUGAAGUGGUCUUUGCUGCGAGGAACGAGUUCUGUGAAACUGCUGCAGAUUUCCUGUGCCGUCGAUCACGCAUCGCCUUCCUUGAUGCCGAUGCUGCCAUUCAUGCCUUGCCACGUGUCAUCAAGCUAUUGGCCAAGGAGCAUGGAUGGGACAGCAAGAGGGAGAAGCAAGAGCUUGAAGCUGGGGCGAAGAGUGUGAAUCAGUUUCGAGCGAUGUCCCUAGCACCAUCAGCUCAAUGAAGGCGCACAUUGCAUUGUGGGAUACUGUGUAGUUUGCAUGGGCAGUAUGAUUUAUGUUGGUAGGUACAUGCAUUGUCGGAGCAAUACGAUUGUACAGAUGACCAUGUGAUAACUGUAUACCCGUGGACUUGGCUUGGCAUUGUUUUAUUUGCU